Messenger RNA from Diorhabda carinulata, 1389 nucleotides. RefSeq names its product PDZ domain-containing protein GIPC1-like. Gene Ontology annotation, molecular function: protein binding. The record is from RefSeq and is a predicted model, not a curated record. The transcript has 5 exons. The coding region runs from base 197 to 1141 and encodes 314 amino acids. Lineage: Eukaryota; Metazoa; Arthropoda; Insecta; Coleoptera; Chrysomelidae.
AGUUAGUGGUUCACUCAACCUCAACCGGUACCCGUAUGUUUAGUUUCAGUUGAUGUCAGUUUUUGGUUCGGUGUUAACGCAUCCUCCGACAAUUGAUUAAUUCCACGAAACAUUACAUCCACGGAUAUUGAUAACUGCGAUAUGUUAUAUUGCAGUCGCGUGUGCUAGUGCUGGUGAUUAAAAUAAUAGUUAAAAAAUGUUUAAAAGACAGAAACCGAAAAGUAGUUGUCCUACUGCACAAAACGGCGAAUCUCAACUCUCCCAAAUGGAGAAUAAUGUUCCCGUCAAUCCCGUGUCCAAAAACAAUUUGCAAUUUUAUUGUCAGUUGGCUCACGGUAGUCCGACAGCUUUUGUAUCCGGAUUUUCUAAUGUUAAGGAGUUAUACGACAAAAUUGGAGAAUGUUUCGAUAUACCACCUUCAGAGAUACUAUUUUGUACACUAAAUACAUACAAAGUGGAUAUGAAAAAACUUUUGGGUGGCCAAAUAGGGUUAGAAGACUUUAUAUUUGCACAUAGGAAAGGUCGACCCAAAGAAGUGGAAUUAACGAAAUCGGAAGACGCUUUAGGACUUACAAUUACGGACAACGGAGCCGGAUAUGCAUUUAUAAAACGAAUAAAAGACGGAUCCGUCGUAUCUAAUAUUCCCCAUAUACAGGUAGGGGACCACAUAGAAAAAUUAGACGGUGAAAAUAUGAUUGGGAAGCGCCAUUUCGAAGUAGCAAAAGCUCUAAAAGAAAUUCCAAAAGGAGCCACGUUUACAAUUCGACUGGUUGAAUCAAUGAAAAGUGGAUUCACGAAUAUAGCUCCAAAAAUGGGUAAAGUCAAUGGAAGUAAGAAAGGAUAUGGAAGUGGCAAAGAAACUUUAAGGUUCAAAGCAGGUGGUAAAGCAGAAAUACAAGAACAGGAUUGUGUGAUGGACGCAGGAGUUGAGAAAAUAAAUAACAUUCUAGAAUCAUUCAUGGGUAUCAACGAUUCUGAGUUGGCAACGCAAAUUUGGGAACUAUCAGUAGGCAAACAAAAUUCAAUGGAUUUUGCCGAAUCGAUUGAUGACUCCGACCUUGCUGCAUUCGAAUUCACUGAUGAAAUUAUCAUAGAGCUUUGGGGAGCAAUCACUGAUGCAAGACAUGGAAGAUUGAAGUGAGACAUGUGCCAGGAACAAUAUUUGUACUGCAAUUCGAAAAGUAUCAUAACUUAGAUUAGUCAACAAACGAAUUAAUUAAUGCUUUUUAUUGUUGAUUGUUGACCAACCCAGAGCAAUAACGUAAUUUUCACAAAUUAUAAUUGGAACAUAUAACAGAUCGUAAUUGUCUUUUUGUUAAUAUAUUGUAAGUCGCUUUCAAUUUUGGGGUAAAAAAAAUCAUUUUCUAAAUAAACGAUACUACAAUGGAA